UCACAAAUUUGAAACGAUAGAUUUAGCUGUAAUAACAAAGGGCGAGUUGACUCAAUACUAUAAUUAAUUACACUCUAUUUCUGUUGUUGUCAAAAAAACGGCUCUAUAAAUUUCCUGAACUAAGCUAGACAAGGCUAACAGAUUACAUAAACCAUGGCUCGUACCAAGCAGACAGCUCGAAAGUCUACUGGAGGGAAAGCCCCUCGUAAGCAGCUUGCUACCAAGGCAGCCCGUAAGAGUGCCCCCUCUACAGGUGGAGUCAAGAAACCUCAUCGUUACAGGCCAGGUACUGUUGCCCUUCGAGAGAUCCGUCGCUACCAGAAGAGUACUGAGCUGCUCAUCCGCAAGCUGCCAUUCCAGCGUCUGGUCCGUGAGAUUGCUCAGGAUUUCAAGACUGAGUUGAGGUUUCAAAGUGCUGCUAUUGGUGCUCUGCAGGAGGCGAGCGAAGCUUACCUAGUUGGUCUCUUUGAGGACACCAACCUGUGCGCCAUCCAUGCCAAGCGUGUCACCAUCAUGCCCAAGGACAUCCAGCUGGCUCGUCGCAUCCGUGGAGAACGUGCUUAGACGCAACCUCCAUCAUCAAUCUUGCUGUCAUUCUUCAAAAUCAUUGUUUGCACUUUAAAUUUCUUCAUCUUCACCUUGUUUGCACUUGUUGACUUUUUUUAGAAAACAUUCUUUCCUGGCAAUAUUUUAGAUUGGAUAUGGUUAUUAUGAUUGGUCAAAGGAGAUUUUUACCAUCCACUGAGUUUUUGGUAUAGCAUUUAUAUACACACAAACACACAUGUUCCCAAAAAUGAGUAGGAAAUAUGCAAUUUCAUCCUUUUAAUAUUUAGCGAGUAUUUUUACCUUUCUCUCUGUAUGUCUAAAAAUGACCAUACACUUUUAUUAAAAAAUGGGAAAUAAACUCCAAAUUUUCAGAGCCAGACGAUCUAUAUGUCUAUAUGUCAUAGUUAUCAAAUGGAGAUGAAAACAGCUAAUUGGAGUGCUCAAAAUUACUGGCAGACUGGGAAUUCAAUGUGAAUAGAUUUUUAUUACAGGAUACUUACAUGGCCCAAUCACCACAAAAUGAAAUACAGUAUCUUUGUUGUAAUGAAGAUUUUGAGACACCACCAUAUUUAUCCAUAAUGUGAAUUUCCAUACAAUAUCACUGUUCUAAUAACAGGAAAAGGCAAGGAAAAUUAUAUGUCAGGAAGGAUUGAAUGUAUUGUACAUAAGUUAUCUUUCAAGUUUUAGAAUAGUAUUCUUGUGAAUCCGUUUGACUGUUUAUCCUAGAUCAGAUCGUAACAUAGUAGACAGUGUAUUACAUGUGUUAUCAAAAAAGAAUGUAAAUUAACAGAAUGAUGGGUGCUGUGAUAAAAUACAACAUUUCUUUUAUAAGCUGAAGCCAUGAGAUUUUGUUUGAAAUUUAACGUCUUUGUUGAGGCUUUUUUUUUACAUUGUUGUUUUGUUUAUAUACUCCGAGUAUGCUAUUGGUGCUCGUUCAUUACAUGAGUAGAGUUUAUUUAACACCAUCGAUAUCCAAUAAGUUUAAUAUGCUUCUCAUUUAUUCAUGACAGGAUUGGUUAUUCAAGUAACUGUUGCAUAAAUACAUGUACAUGUAGUCGCAAUCCUUAAUAUUAAUAAUUAUACCUGAAUCCAUGUUUUAUGUUAUAUCAUUCAAGGUAGUGAUUAAUUUUACAAACCUCCAACAAAAAAUUAGUAAGGGCAUACUGUCUUGAUAAUGAUCAUCUUGUUUGUAAAACCAAACGUUUAAUUAGUUUCCAAGGAGAUACAUAUUUUUUUGCAUUCUGAUGUAAUUCAGCGAGGACACUUGACAUUCUAUUAAAAAAAAGUUGAGAGAGGAAAACUCUGUCCCAGAUUUUUAAACUUUUGAUUUGCUCUUGCCCCUAACAUUUGCCAUGGAGAUACAUGUACAUGUAUCAUGUGUUUUAGUAAUUCAUGUCAUAUCAGUUUUUUUUUUUUUUAAUUUUAAGUAUUAUUCAUUGUGUGGGCUGCUAGUGGGUGAAUAGUUAAUUGUUUGUAAGCUUUUACUAAUGUAUUGUAUGUAAGAUCCCUUGGUACUUCAUGUAAAACUGAUUCCAGAUGAAAUGCACUCACAAAGGACCAAAGGAUUCUGAUUUUAAAGUUUGUACCAUUCCUAUAUAUGCAAGUUUGGUCAAGUCAUAUUCAGUAUUUUCUUAAUGUGUGUUUAUUGGUUUAGGGGUGAAACACUAUCCACUUCACUCUCAGGACUACCUCUGCUAACUUCUCUGCUGCAUUACAAUAAUAACAUUAUAUCUAGAAAGUAUAGUCUUUCAAACAUUUCACACAUAUCAUCCACAAGUAUGUUUCAACAUAAUGUGCUAAACCACAAUACAAACAAAAGAUUUUCAUUCAAACUGUAAGAUAUGAAUAACCUGUUAAUCAGCUGGCCUAUCAAUCUUUAUGUACAAGUAGUGCUUUUGUGGUAGUUUUACAAUAAAUUAAAAAACGUUGUGAA
This is a messenger RNA of Strongylocentrotus purpuratus (purple sea urchin), 2479 nucleotides long. Its product is annotated as histone H3.3. The coding region runs from base 154 to 564 and encodes 136 amino acids. NCBI's taxonomy places the organism in Eukaryota, Metazoa, Echinodermata, Echinoidea, Camarodonta, Strongylocentrotidae. The transcript has 4 exons. Gene Ontology annotation, molecular function: DNA binding; structural constituent of chromatin; protein heterodimerization activity. The record is from RefSeq and is a predicted model, not a curated record. Gene Ontology annotation, cellular component: nucleosome.